GUACACGGGAAUAAACAAAGAAUUCUCUUGGAAACAAAUGAUUCCUAAGAAAAACAUCCUAUGAUCAAAAGAACACAUGUACAAAAUAAUCUAAAGAUUAGAUCCUCCGAUUUUCCUUUAGAAUUUUCUCUUUUUUAGGGGCAUUAGAAUUUUUUUCUCGAGACUAUUGGUAAUAUUUUGAAUCAAAGAGGCCUGCUUACCACUAACGGCCCAUCUUCACUAAAGGCUCUUAUAGCCGGGCCGUGAUUCUUACCGCAGCCCAGAAACGCGAAGGGUAAUAUGGCCCAGCAAAGCCCAUCCGCAGCCGUCUUCCUGCCAGGCGGGACCCACCUGUCAUCAGCCACCUCACCUCUUCCCCGCCAAAUUUGGGCUCCGCACCCCCGCGAACCCCUCGCCGCCGCUCGCGCGCCUCCGGUACUAAGUGCACGCGCGCAAUGGCGCGUCCGCCCGUGCUGCAGCUCCCCGUCGUCCCCCUCUCGCCCACCCUCUCCUUCGCUCGCGAUGGGGUCCGCGGCGUCGACCGACAGGGCCGAGCGGCGGAGGCGGGACCGGGCGCCGGGGCACAGCGGGGCCUCCGAUCCCCCGGCGGCGCCUCCGCAGGAUCCUUCGGCGUCGGCGUCGGCAUCGGAGGCGGAUGUGAGCAGAAAGGGGUGUAAGGUGGCGCCAGAGCCCAAGGAUGGGGAAGAGACGGCGCCGCUGCCGGGCUCUCCCAGCUUCCGGAUCUACUGCCAGAAGGCGGCCCGGGUCGACGCUCUGGUGGCCGAGGAAGCCGAUGAAAACGCGGACGACGACGGGUUCGCCAGUGCCGAGGACACUACUAUGGCGGUCAGGAAGGACGAUCCUCCACACUGCUCCGGCGACGCCCUACUCCUUGCAGACACUACUCUGGCGGUCAGGAAGAACGAUCCUCCACAAUGCUCCGGCGAGUUGCCCAAAUGUAAGGAUGGGUGGCUGAAGUUCAGAGGCCAGACGGUCGUCGGCGCGCUGCACAGCUUUAUCGUCUGUCACAGCAAGAGAACUUCAGCUCCUCCUCCUGCUGCGAAACCUCCCCACCGUCCCGGUGCUGCUUCACAAGCUGUUGCUGCAGAGCCCUAUCUCUGACCAGGCAGUGCAUGUGUGCUUCACGUUUUAUGUGUCAUCAUGUAAAAUGUGGAUGAUUCAGUCACCUCCUAUGAUGCUUUGCGGCGUUAAUUUUCUGUACUUAAUCCUGGUUGUUGUUUGUGAGCUAACCCUGCAUAUGAGCAACUGGUUUCGAGGAGCGCCAGUAUGUGAGUGCUCCUUUUGUUCAUUAGAGAAGGAUUACUGGUUAGUGUUGCAGAAAAAUGGAUAAGCAUACUAGUUUGGAAACUGUUCAUGCAA
Triticum urartu is the source of this 1359-nucleotide messenger RNA. RefSeq lists its product as uncharacterized. NCBI's taxonomy places the organism in Eukaryota, Viridiplantae, Streptophyta, Magnoliopsida, Poales, Poaceae. The record is from RefSeq and is a predicted model, not a curated record.